UUGGUUUUUUUGUGUCUGUCGUUUUUCGCCAUCAUCUCCCCCAUCUGCUCAUGUGGACGAUUCGAGGCCACUGACGAGUGGUAUCGUCACUGCAAACCCUUGCGGUGUAUCCGUUUAGGCACCUACGUAGAGAUCGACUAGUCUUUCUGGAGCAACCAACGUUGAUUACUUCCCACCGAAACAUCCCGACACCAAUUGCGAACACGCGCCACGUUUUCAUUUCCGCAGCACCUUGCAAUCACUCCUUGUCUAGCACCAAAGAAUAUCAAGAGAGGAAAGCCAGGCUUUCUUUGUGUGGAACGUUAUUGUGCAAAGUCCGCGGAGUGUGUGACUUUUUUCAUCUCGAAAAGUUGGCACGAUUUCAAAAUCUCUUGAAAGUGGCAAUGGGUGAAGACGAUAACAAGGUGGAAAUUACGGUUGAGAACGUUGAACCUACAGCUUCAUUACGGCAUAGACCGUGGUGGCUGUUCCGGCGGCGACGAAAUGCUGAUUCUCCGACCAGCCAUGGACUCAUGACGAUAGCCUCAAAUGGUCUCCGGGCGAAUGAUACAGGAACACCGUCAUUGCAUGAGCGCAGCGAUUCAGGCACAGCUUCUUCACGAAAUACAAAUCUUUCAGUGAGCCAACAGAGUAAACGGUUUUUUCGAGAGUUUCUUUUGGGAAAAUGGGAUGCCUUUGAUGACGCUGUGGAGAAGAGAUACCAGGAUGUCGUUUUAGCUUCCAACAGACCCGUCAUGAAGGCAAUGGCCAUAUUGAUUCUCAUUCACUACGUGUUUCUUCUCUUGAAUUUCUACACGAAUACUGGACCAACUAGGGGAACCCUCACAGAUCGGUUCACCAAUAUCGCUUUAUAUGUUGCCAUUAUCCCCGUUACGAUCACCAUGCCAAUUCUAAGCUUCAGAUCGAAGCCAUUCCGGCCAUGGAUCCAACACAUUAUCGUUUGCGCCAACGGCUGGAUAUGGGCGUAUGUCCUCUUGGCCAAAAGUGUACUGUGUAAAGCGGGCGCAGAGCCGCCUGAGAAAUGCGUUGGAUCGCAGACACUGAGCUCUGGGUUAACGCUAUAUGCAACCGUUGGUCCGCUAUUUAUGCUUGCGGUUUAUAGACUAAACCGAGCCAUCUGUCUUGCUGGAGCUGCGGUCUUUCUGGCAUUGCUCACUUGGAUAUUGAGCGCAAGCGUGCGGAUGUUAUGGCAGAGUGUCAUGUACCUCGCCGGCUUCUAUUUAUGGGCGACGUUGAUUUCAUAUUGGAGCGAGAGAGUAGAUCGAGAUAACUUUUGUCUUCGUCAAGAGCUGAAAAGCCAAAUAGAAGCCACUCGACAGGCUAAAGGUGGUGAAAUUCGGGAAGCUGCAAGUAAACGACGGUUUGUUUCUUAUAUUUUCCACGAAAUUAGAGUACCAUUCAAUACCGCGGUUCUAGGCUUUCACAAUCUUGAAGAUGAAGGCGCUUUUCAUAACCUCGAUAGCAGCCAACAAUCUGUACUAGACGCGAUCAAGAGCUCUUUCUCUAUGAUGGAGAGCGUUCUAAAUGAUGUACUGGACUUUCAGAAAAUGGAAGAAGGCCGGUUUGAAUUACAGUCUCGACCCUUUGAUAUCACAUCAACCGUGCGAUCUGCAGCAUAUGCUUUUGCGUCAACUGCCCAGGAAAAAAACAUUAAUCUACAAAUCUCGCUGGACCCGAGAAUAGCAACCUCCGGCGGCGGCCAACUCCUUGGUGAUGACAUCAGAUUCCGACAAGUUUUGAACAACUUCGUGUCAAAUGCUCUCAAGUUUACGCCACGAGACGGUUGUGUUCAGAUUGCUACCACUUUGGUUGACAUGAAUCGCGACAAGCACGAUCUGGCAAAAGACAUUGCACAUACACCAUCAUCACUACCUCACAGUCUGACCAUUCGAACAUCGGUGAAAGAUUCGGGCGUUGGUAUUUCGCCUGAAGAUCUGCCAAAGAUGUUUCAGCCGUACAUACAGAUCAACAGUUGGAGUACACAGGGCGGAAAAGGGACGGGCUUAGGUCUGGCAAUCUGCAAGCAUAUUAUCCAAUUGGCCGGCGGUACAUGCGGUGUCGAUUCAUCGCUAGAUCAGGGAAGCACGUUUUGGUUUGAGGUAACAUGGCCGGUCGCCCAAGGUCCUACAAUGGUUCGAUCUUCAAGUCUUACUUCGAAUCUCCGGAGGCCACCGGAGAUCGACAAUGAAAAACCCCGUCCGAAACCAGUGCUCCUGGCCAAUUCGCUAUCCACUUUAGGACAUACUGUCGACUUGGGAGAGCCUCUGGCACCCGCACAAUUGCCAGCCCAAGAGGCACAAACACAAUCAUUGCCGACAUCCUCCUCCCCACUGGUGUCGUCACCGCCUUCGCGUGCUGCAACGCCACAAAUGGUACAAGGACACGGCCGCUCACUUCGAGUUCUUAUCGUGGACGACGACAAGAUAACGCGGAUGCUAAUGAGCAGACUCUUGAACCAAAUGGGCCACCGAUAUGAGAGCGCUGUGGAUGGACAGGAAGCCGUUGAUAUACUGUUUCGAGCGAACGGGACUGGAACGAACGGAACGGCACGCUAUUUGCGAUUUGACGGGGACGCUCCACCCCCACCCGACGUUACGAAUACCUCUGGCGCGAUAUUAUCACUCCAUGAUCGCGUUGAAAUCAUUAUCGAAAAUUCCGCAUCUCGUACAACUUCCCCUUCACAGCCAUCAACUCCAGAACCCUUUGAUGUUGUACUCAUGGACAAUCAAAUGCCACGACUAACAGGCGCUGAAGCUGUCGCCGUGUUGAGACGAAAUGGCAUCCUUGUCCCCGUGGUUGGAAUCACCGGGAACGCCUUGAAGGAGGAUCAGGAUCAGUUUGUCGCAGCUGGUGCGGACUUGGUCAUUACCAAACCGCUAGCCAAAGGCAAACUCAUCAGUGCUUUGCAGCUGAUUCCGUAGGUGGUGUGGCGGGCUACCUUUUGGAUCAGCAUCUAGCCAAAAGAGGGAAUCUUGAGCGUCAUGGACGGGCCAAAUUAUUACAGUGUGGGGAUUGGGGUAGAAUGACAGCAUGUAACAUAUUGGACUUGUUGUGUCACAUUGUAAGAGGGAAACCCAUUGGGUAUCUUCUUGGUACAUAUGAUUGGACAAUUGAUUUUUUCCUUAAUGAAGUAUUAUUCAUAUAGAGUAUUGCUUGGAAAGUUUAUAUACGGGUUGGGAAUGCCCACUGUCCCAAUGCCAAGCUUCGUUUGCGG
Spizellomyces punctatus DAOM BR117 is the source of this 3214-nucleotide messenger RNA. RefSeq lists its product as uncharacterized. Bases 384 to 2921 code for a protein of 845 amino acids. The transcript has 12 exons. Lineage: Eukaryota; Fungi; Chytridiomycota; Chytridiomycetes; Spizellomycetales; Spizellomycetaceae. Gene Ontology annotation, biological process: protein autophosphorylation; phosphorelay signal transduction system. The record is from RefSeq and is a predicted model, not a curated record. Gene Ontology annotation, molecular function: histidine phosphotransfer kinase activity; phosphorelay sensor kinase activity.